Tigriopus californicus is the source of this 3383-nucleotide messenger RNA. Its product is annotated as acetylcholine receptor subunit alpha-like. The record is from RefSeq and is a predicted model, not a curated record. Gene Ontology annotation, molecular function: acetylcholine-gated monoatomic cation-selective channel activity; transmembrane signaling receptor activity. Gene Ontology annotation, cellular component: neuron projection; synapse; postsynaptic membrane. Gene Ontology annotation, biological process: signal transduction; chemical synaptic transmission; regulation of membrane potential. NCBI's taxonomy places the organism in Eukaryota, Metazoa, Arthropoda, Copepoda, Harpacticoida, Harpacticidae.
UCACCUAGAGCUGGUGCUUCAUCUAUUUGAGUCCCAAUCAGUUGAGCACGUUUGCUUUUGUGAAUGCUAUUAAGUUCACUUUUCUGCCCGCGAUUCUAUUCGAACAAAUUCUUGCAUUCACUCAUUGCUCUAAUUAAUUUCACAGCUGUGUUGAAAAUAUGUCAAAUGAACUGGAAAAACAUGAGAAUAGAUACCUGUGAGCAACAUUGCUUCGUACCAACUUCAGCGACCAAUUGUAACCCCAUUCUCGAGUCAACGUUUUCUUCAAUCCUUCGGUUUAGGCAGUUUUACUAACCCGCUAAAGGCAGAAACAAGCGAGCAACUCCAAGGAGCCAAAAAGGACAGACCGUUCUUUCUCUGGCCAACCUCUGGCAGAAUGCACGAGAAGGAACAAAUCUGCUGUCCCGGGCUUUCAGAAUCGGCUCAUUCGGUCUUGAGUUCGUGAGGCGCGGUUGCUUGGGAGCUCUUCUUUUCUGGCUGACUACGUAAGUCCCAGCAGCCAAAGACAUUGGGUCGAACACAGGGACUCAAGGAACGGACCGGGACCACCCAAGGCGUAAGAUAUGGGAGAUCCAAAGUGGGAAAUGUUGAGCAGUCGUACCAAAAGAUUCAUUGGGCAAUGAGUGCAGAUAUUCAAUGGAGUUACCGUGUAAGGAAGAAAAAAAUCACUUGCAAUAUCUGUGUUUUACAUGAAUCGUUUAAAAAGUGCAAAGUUUUUCAGGUCCUUACAAGAGCAUAGUACCCAACAGCUUGAAUUUGUCAGUGAGGAGAGUGAAUGUAGCAGCCCCAAAGACGUUGAAAAUGUCAGAAACUUGCAUCUUCUAUGCCAGUGUUUCGCCUCCUUUGUCUUACGUCUGAAUGGAGACGACCAAGUUUCCACGGUUCUCUUGGUGUAGGAUGUGAAUCCGAAAGUUGGGGAAAUCGGAAAACUUUCGCCCUUUCUUGCUAUAAUUUUAUGGAAGGCCAUCCGUGGCUCAAUAUCCAGUCUCUUUUGUUUGUCCUUCUCUUCUGCUUUAUAGAAGGGCCAGGAAAUGCCCUUUCUCUCACGAAGAAUGGCAAUGACUCGCGGGCGACCUCCAGACGAAACAUGACUGUCGUUCACUACCAAGAAGAUCUCAACUUUGAUCAUCUCUCCCCAAAACCAAUCCAACAAGAAUCUCGUCUCUUAACCUAUCUAAUGCAGAACUACGAUCGCGAGGUUCGACCCGUCUUCAACUUCUCUGACACGGUUCAGGUCAAGGUUGGGAUCACCCUCACGCAAAUAUUUGACAUGGAUGAAAAGAAUCAAGUCAUGACGACAAAUGUUUGGUUUGACCAAGAGUGGAACGAUGCUCUUCUUCGUUGGAAUCCGAAAGAUUUUGGUGGAGUUGAAAUGAUUCGUAUCCCUUGCGACAAAAUCUGGCUUCCGGACAUCGUUCUUUACAAUAAUAAUGGAGACGUGUUCUGGCCUCCUCCGACAAAGUUUCGCUCAACCUGCCCUGUCAACGUGGCUUUCUUUCCCUUUGAUGAUCAGACAUGUAUGCUAAAACUUGGAAGCUGGUUGCACGAUGGCUAUUCGGUUGAUGUCACCAACCGAACGGCUGAGGUAGAUUUGUCAAAUUACGUUCCAAAUGGGGAGUGGCAAAUUUUGGAACGACCACAAAUUGUAAGGACCGAGCGUUAUUACAAUUGCUGCGUGGAACCAUUUCCAGAGAUCACUAUUUCAUUGCGAAUCAGAAGAAAGACUUUGUAUUACAUGUACAAUAUCGUAUUUCCAUGCAUGAUGAUGAGUACAUUGACAGUAUUGGUGUUUUGCUUACCGCCUGAUUCGGGUGAAAAGAUAGCCUUAGGAGUGACUGUGCUAUUGGCAUUUUCCGUGUUUAUGUUGGCAAUUGCGGAGAAAAUGCCAGAAACCUCUGAGUCCAUUCCUCUUAUUGGCAUAUAUCUUACUUCGGUAAUGGCGAUUACAUGCGUGUCAGUUAUCAUGACUGUAACAGUGCUCAACUUCUUCUAUCGUGGUCCAACUCUAACCCAUGUCCCCGUUUGGGCCCAGAAACAUAUAUUGGGUAAAAAAGUGACUAACCGUGGAAAGUUUAGCCGGAAUCGCGAAGAAUGUGGUGCAUCUCGUCGUCGACGACAGUCACAAGCUCAAGGAAUGAUGAUGCCACAGGAUGAUUUGGCAUCAAAUUAUGCUGAAAGAGUGUCACUUUCUUUACUUCGUCAUCUGAGUUCACGUCAGGACGGAAAUCGAAGAUCACCUCAUGGAACAAAUCAAGGGCGCCGAUCGCCUCGAGUGUCCAUGGCAAAUGGGAAUCUGGGACAUGGGGCUCCAUUUGGUCCAAAUAACUGGCCAAACACUCAUUUUCCAGACAUUGAUGAUGGUGAAGGCGAGUUUUUGGCAUCAUUUGGCAAUGGUAGCGUAAGUAGAAGAACUUCCAAGGAAUCUCAACAACGUGGCCAAGUAGACAUUCGAGUAAUUCCUCCAUCAAAUUCGGAAAGCACAGUUCCUUCACCUCAAAUUGACAGAUAUUCGAAUGGAACACAAUAUUUCGAACCUCAUCUAAGCCACACAAAUCCUUCUCCCAAUUCGCUUGGAGGUCGUUGCAGUGGCAAUCCUGGAAGACGCCUUUCGUCCAAUCCCAUAAUUAAUGCAUUGGAUUCUGAUAUGGACAUUAACAAAAUAAUUGCUAUGAUGGCUGAUAAACAACGAGAAGACGACCAGAUCAACGAAAUCCUGAAGGAUUGGAAAAUGCUUGCCCAAAAAAUCGACUACUUCCUCUUCUGGGUGUUUCUCAUUAUCACAUUUUUAACGAGCUUUCUCUUUAUUUUUGUUCUUCCUUACCACAACAGGGGAAAACUUCUGUAACUUCUGACAAAAAUGAAAGGGAGUUAUUACCCAAUUGGCCACAUUCGCUCAGUAAUCGUCAUUAGCUUCCCUUAUUAAGUGAAGAUAGGUGAGAUUCAAGGCACAAUGUUUCUUUUUACCCAACCUCAUCCAGUCUGUAAUACAUUUGACGAAGCCUUGCAAUUUUACUUUACGUUUGAGGAAUCUCGCGAUGAAGAAAAUGGUCCACUUCCUCGCAUUGGGUAAAAGUAGCCAUUAAGGCAAUAAAGUAGAUAACAAUUCUCAUUAGUAACACCAAGAACAUAAAAAAUGUGUGGACCUCAGGAUAUGGAUAGUUUCUACCAGAACUUUCAUAACCAUCAAAAACAACAAUAUCAAUAACAGCCAACACCCCCACCAACUCUGUCAUCUUCUUCAUCAUCAUAAAAAAAACAACGACGACGACAAAUAUGACGCUGACGUUACUAGCAUUAAAUAAUGAAUCCAUUUUCAAAUUUUGAUUGAUUGUAUAUGUAUUCAAAACUGUGACAGCAUUUUCAAAUAAAUGAUCUAUUUAUAA